GUCGGUCGAACUUCAUCAAAACAAUCUUGGCAAGAUGGCAGCGGUGGUGGAUGCGGUUCCCGAACCAAAAGCCUGUGAAAUGAAUGAAACUGGUGUCGCGAAAGAUGAGAUCGAAGAAGUGGACCCCGCUGAUCCACAAGCAUCUGAGGGCAAGAAGAAAAGAAGAAGAAAGAAAAAGAAAAAUACAGGUGAGGGCAAUGAAGGAAGUGCAGUGAAUGGGGAGAUAGAGAAAUUGACAGAAGAUCUGAAAAAUCAAAAGAUGGAGGAGAAACAGCCCAAUGGAGAAGCAAACAUCCCGGACGAUGGAGAGGACAAGGAGGAGGAUGGAGCCGGUGGGGAGGGUGGAGCAGAAGGAGGAAAGAAGAAAAGAAAAAGGAAAAAGAAGAAGGCAGGUGGUGGUGAAGGAGGAGAGAAUCAAGGUGCUGAAAAGGGCAAUAGUUCACAAGCAAAGAGCAAUAAGCAGACGGACCCGCCCACUGUGCCGAUAUCAGAACUGUUCUCUGGAGGACCUUACCCAGUCGGACAGGAAGUGGUUCACCCAGAUGUUGAUGGGCAAUCAGCACAAUGGAGGGUCACAAAUGAAGAAAAGAAGGCAUUGGACAGAUUACAGAAUGAUGUGUACAAUGAUCUGAGGCAGGCUGCAGAGGCACACAGACAAGUUAGGAAAUAUGUACAGAGUUUCAUCAAACCAGGCCUAACAAUGAUAGAUAUAUGCGAGCGAUUAGAAACUGCUUCUAGGAAACUGAUCAAUGAGAGUGGCUUGAAGGCAGGUCUAGCAUUCCCUACAGGGUGUUCCAGAAAUCACUGUGCUGCCCACUAUACACCCAAUGCUGGUGAUCCUACAGUGCUAGAGUAUGAUGAUGUCUGCAAGAUUGACUUUGGCACUCACAUAAAUGGUCGGAUUAUUGACUGUGCCUUCACAGUCACAUUCAACCCAAGGUACGAUCAAUUGCUGGCAGCCGUUAAGGAUGCAACAAAUACAGGCAUCAAGGAAGCUGGAAUCGAUGUGAGAUUAUGUGACGUUGGUGAGAGGAUACAGGAGGUGAUGGAAUCCUAUGAAGUGGAGUUGGAUGGCAAGACGUACCAGGUGAAGCCCAUCCGCAAUCUCAACGGACAUUCCAUCGGACAGUACAGGAUACACGCUGGAAAGACAGUACCCAUUGUCAAGGGAGGAGAGGCAACUAGGAUGGAGGAGAAUGAGUUCUACGCAAUAGAAACAUUUGGAAGUACGGGUAAAGGAUUUGUGAGAGACGACAUGGAAUGUUCUCACUAUAUGAAAAACUUUGAAGUUGGCCAUGUUCCUCUAAGGAUGCAAAGAUCUAAGGCCCUUCUAAAGACUAUUAAUAAUAACUUUGGGACGUUAGCCUUCUGUCGUCGAUGGCUCGACAGACUAGGUGAAACCAAGUACUUGAUGGCUCUCAAGAAUCUAUGUGACACAGGCUUGGUUGACCCUUACCCACCCUUGUGUGAUGCUAAAGGAUGCUACACAGCCCAGUUUGAACACACCAUCAUGCUUCGACCAACAUACAAGGAGGUGGUCAGUCGUGGUGAUGACUACUAGUCGUAGUCAGCCAUGUAAAUCACCCAUUUUAAUAGUAACCUAGGUGAUGAAUACUAUCAACAGUCACACCUCGUGAUGGUUUCCAGUUGUUAUUCACCCGUUAGGGGGAUAAACUGCCUUCCGAAUUGAAAAAAAAAUAUGAGGAAAAAAAAGUAACAACUAGAUCCUUAACGAUAUUCCUGCUACUGUUACUGAUUUAGAAAACACAACAAAUACUAAAGCAAGCCUUUUCUGUACUCUCACCGUCAUUUCUUCUAUACUGUGCAAGGUUUCCACAGUUGAGGGACAACCUUAAAAUCAUGAAAUAAUUAUUUUUGUGUGAAGCGAUGGAAUUUGGGGAGAAAAAAAUUCAAGGAAUUGUGGAAAAGAGUCUCCAUGGUAAGCUCUCAAAGUAGGGGAGGUGCAAAAGGGGGAAAGGGGGGGGCAGUGCCAUCUUAUGAUUUUUCAAGUAGAGUGAAAAAAACAGAAAAAAAAGGGAAGGAACAUGAAGAUUAAAAAAAGAGAGGUAAUUGUCUUUUAACUCUAUAUGUUAACCCGUUGUUCUUGGUGUGCGACAUUUAGUAUUUUACGUGAGCCCUCUUCAGAGUGGAUUUGGCAUUGUAUAUAAAGUCCAAUUAUUGUUAUGAUUAAUUUAUAUAUAGACAAGUUAGAUAUAUAAAAAAGGUUUUAGUUCCAUGUCUCUACUUUAUGUACCUAAAAUCUUGAAAAAAAAAACAUGUGAGGCGUUUUUCAUAACUCGCCUGCUUUUUUCUGGAAUAAGCUGCUUGAACAUCUAAAAAGUAUGUAAUCCUAUGAAAACUUAAUCAGUUGUCUGAAGACAUGUCUUUUCAGUUUUAAUAUAUUUCAUGUAUUUAAUUUGAAUCAUGGACCUGGUACACAUUUCUUUGUCAUUCCCCUUUUCUUAUUGUGCAUGGAGACAUGUUAUACACUAUAUGAAUGUGUUAUCAUAAUCAGUUUCAUAUACAUGACUACAAUUUCAGUCUUUUGUCAUGUUUCAUGUUGUUAUGUUGAUUUACUUUAACAUGAGAAGUAUGAUGAAUGGCCCUGAUUUCUUUUACAGGUAUCUAUUCAAACUAAAAAAUGUCUUCCAUGGAGAUCAUUUUCUUUUAUGAUCAUGCUUAAAGUUUCCGUCAAAUUAAACAAAAAAAAACAGUAUAAUAAAUGUUGAUUAGAUUAUCAGUGAAAAAUGGCUAUUUGCUGAAAAUACAUUUCGUUGUUUGUCCUAUUUUCUUGUUUAAAUGAAAAGUUGUAAUGGUCUCAAAUUAUGAUUUCUUGAGCACUUUGUGAUUUGGAGUAAGAAUGGAGGAAAGUGUGGGUUGGAUGUACAAACGUUUGAUUAUUUUAUGGAUUUGCCCUUAACACGAUAAUUUUACAUAUUUAAUUGCUGCAUUUAUAGUAGCCGGUGAACAAACAUCUCACUUUGGUUUGUUGAAAAGUGUUUGAUCAUGGAGCUAUAGCUCCAUGGUUUGGUCAUACAUACUUCACCUGCUCUUUGGAAAAGAUAAUUUGUUUACUCAUGAAUGGAAUGAAAAUGUUUUAGGACAGGAAUUUCUAUUACAGAUGCAAACUUUAUUUAUUUGCGAUCGGUGAAUCAAGAUCUGAAUGUUGUAGUAUUGAAGAGUGAGAUUAUUUGAGUUUUUCUUCUUUCAUUCCUUCAGUGAUGUCCUAAUGCAUUUUUGAGAUGGUGUUUCUUUUACUUUAACUUCUAUUCACAAUUGUGUAGUGAAAAUUAUGGAUCUUUGCAUACUUGCAAGAUUGUUUUUUUAUGUGGGGGGGGGGGGAGUGGA
Molecule: messenger RNA, 3348 nt
Organism: Lytechinus variegatus (green sea urchin)
Lineage: Eukaryota; Metazoa; Echinodermata; Echinoidea; Temnopleuroida; Toxopneustidae
Gene: metap2
Product: methionine aminopeptidase 2-like
Exons: 11
Coding region: 35-1561 (508 amino acids)
Biological process (GO): proteolysis
Molecular function (GO): metalloaminopeptidase activity
Source: RefSeq, a predicted model, not a curated record